Arachis stenosperma is the source of this 1643-nucleotide messenger RNA. RefSeq names its product pentatricopeptide repeat-containing protein At5g06540-like. NCBI's taxonomy places the organism in Eukaryota, Viridiplantae, Streptophyta, Magnoliopsida, Fabales, Fabaceae. The record is from RefSeq and is a predicted model, not a curated record. The transcript has a single exon. Gene Ontology annotation, molecular function: protein binding; RNA binding. Gene Ontology annotation, biological process: RNA modification. Bases 4 to 1566 code for a protein of 520 amino acids.
CCCAUGUCAAGUUGUAGCAUCAAGAAAUGCCUCAAAGUAUUGGAGAAAUGCAAAUGCAAGAGCAUGAACCAACUCAAGCAAGCACACGCUCAAUUCUUUCCCAAUGGUCUUCAGCACAACACUUUCGCACUCAGCAGGCUCCUCGCUUUAAGCAGCCACCAUCAUGGAACCCUUGCUUAUUCAUUUAGAAUUUUCCAACACAUUCACAAUCCCACACUCUGCAUAUUCAACACUAUCCUUAACGCUUUCUUUAUCAAUGGCAACUCUAAAGGCACAAUACAUUUGUUCAUUGACAUGGUGCGCCGUAGAUUGAACCCUGAUCACUACACCCUUCCUUGCGUGUUGAAGGCGUGUACCUCGCUUGGAAGUGUUUCCUUGGGGGAGAUUGUUCAUGGGUAUGGAUCAAAAUUGGGGCUUUUAUGUGAUGUCUUUGUAGGUAAUAGUUUGAUUGCAUUGUACUCUGCCUGCGGUGAUCCUGUGGCUGCACGUAAAGUGUUUGAUGAAAUGCCUAACUUGAAUGCUGUGUCUUGGACUAUGAUGAUCGCAGGGUAUGCUAAGGUGGGCGACAUUGAUUCAGCAAGACUUUUCUUUGAUGAAGCACCUGAGAGGGAUAUGGGAAUAUGGGGUGCCAUGAUUUCUGGUUACGUGAAGAACAAUUGCUUCAACGAAGGACUUCAUCUAUUUCGUUUAAUACAGUCUACUGAUGAGGUGCCAGAUGAGUCUAUAUUAGUAAGCAUUCUUUCUUCCUGUGCCCAUCUGGGGGCUUUGGAUAUUGGUAUUUGGGUACACAGAUAUCUGAAUGAAGCAAGGAUUACAUUUAGCAUUCGUUUGAGUACCAGUUUAUUGGACAUGUAUGCAAAAUGUGGUCACUUGGUCAUGGCUAAAAGACUAUUUGAUUCCAUGAAAGAGAGAGAUGUUGUGUGUUGGAAUGCAAUGAUUUUCGGGAUGGCAAUGCAUGGAGAUGGAAUAAGCGCACUCCAGUUGUUUUUGGAUAUGGAAAAGGCUGGGAUAAAGUUGGAUGAUCUAACAUUCAUAGCUAUUUUUACAGCUUGUAGUUAUUCCGGUAUGGUACUUGAAGGUCUGAAAUUGUUAGAUAAGAUGUUUAAUGUGCACAAGAUUGAGCCGAAGAUCGAACAUUACGGCUGUCUAGUUGACUUGCUAAGUCGAGCUGGGCUCUUCAAAGAAGCCAUGGUUAUGAUAAGAAGAAUAAGAGAUUCAGGCAGCGGCACCUCUGAAGAGGCAUUGUCUUGGAGGGCCUUUUUGAGUGCAUGCUGCAACCAUGGACAAACUAAAUUUGCUGAACUUGCAGCUGCCAAACUCUUGAAGUUGGAGAACCACAGUGGCGUCUAUGUUUUGCUUUCAAAUUUAUAUGCAACAACCGGAAAAUACAGUGAAACAAGAAGGGUUAGGGAUAUGAUGAAGAAUAAAGGAUCAGAGAAAGCACCAGGUUGCAGCUCAGUUGAGAUUGAUGGGGUUAUUAGUGAAUUCAUUGCUGGUGAAAAAACUCAUCUACAAAUGCAUGAAAUACACUCAGUUUUGAAGAAAAUGCAUAUGCAAUUGGAUUAACAUUUCUGGUUGAGUUGAAUCAUAUUCUGUUGGCUAGUUGACACACAAUAUAUAUUUUGACCACUCAGACGAAUAAA